Postia placenta MAD-698-R-SB12 is the source of this 3818-nucleotide messenger RNA. RefSeq lists its product as hypothetical. Gene Ontology annotation, biological process: nuclear-transcribed mRNA catabolic process, nonsense-mediated decay. Gene Ontology annotation, molecular function: RNA binding; protein binding. The record is from RefSeq and is a predicted model, not a curated record. The transcript has 20 exons. Gene Ontology annotation, cellular component: cytoplasm; exon-exon junction complex. Lineage: Eukaryota; Fungi; Basidiomycota; Agaricomycetes; Polyporales; Adustoporiaceae. Bases 1 to 3444 code for a protein of 1147 amino acids.
AUGGACACGAACCCAAAUGGGACAACCACGACAAAAGUCGAGGAACAGGCGCGCCGUCAGAGGCGUGCAGCACUGAAGGAACUGAAUCUAAACCAGGCGGGAAAAGAAUCGACCAAGGCUCUGGAGUCGUCCCUGAAGCGCCAUACCGCCCUAAUCAAACGGAUCCGCCAGUCGUUGGGCGUGGAGAGCCACGACCAAAUUAUCAAGGAUAUCGAGACAUUGUCUUUGGAGAAGUACGUGGACGAAGUAGCUGGCGCCACAUUGGAAGGAAUUGCGCGUUGCAAGACCGAGAAGGAUGUUUGGAGUGCUGCGGAGAUCAUUUCUCUCCUGCAUCGUCGGUUCCCGAAGUCGUAUACGCCAGGUCUUGUGUCCGCUCUGUCUGCGGCGCUAGCCCCGCCCUCGCGUGCUGUCCUGUCUGCUCUUGCCCCAGAGCAGCGCGAGAAAGAGGACAGUGCACGCAUCUCGCGUCAACGACCGAUACUGCGCGUAUGUGCCGAGUUGGCUCUCGUGGGCAUCAUCAAGGAUGCGCCUGGUAGGAGUGGUGGCGAGUGGGUUAUGAAGACAUUGAAGGAUCUGCUAUCUAAUGACCCCACACUGUCAUCUUUGCCUUUACUGUCGACGUUCCUCAAGACCUUCGCCAGGCCUUACCUCGGUCUAGUGCCGCCUGCAUCCACCAAGCAGAUACCAUCCUCCUCGGAACCCGGAACACUUUCCUCGGCAGCUACCACCGAGGCCAAUGGGACUGCUGGUGGAGGGUUUCCGCCGAUCGGCAAAGAGGAAGAUGAGCUCGUGGAGAAAGAUAUCAGAGACAGAUUCAAGAAGAUGUGCGAGGGCUACUUCGAGAAUGUAUCGAAGAAGUUAGUUCAGGAACACAAUCGCUUGCAAGAGCAAGACCGGCGGAAUCAUGAGGCAUAUAUUCGAUCCGGCGAGAUCUUUGAGGAUAGACAGCAAGCAUAUGAGAAGAUGACGAAGAGUUAUGAGAAGUUGAUCGCCAGUUGCCAGACUUUGUCUGAGCUUCUCUACCUACCAAUGCCGACUCUCAAGACCACGACCCAGAAGUCCGAAUCCAUCCAGAUUGGUGUGAAUACGGGUUUGAAUCUUCCGAGCGGAGAAGCUGAGUCCGUCGCGGGCGGUAAGUGGGAGGACGAGGAAGAGCGACGCUUUUUCGAGGAUAUACCCGAUCUCAAGGACUAUGUCCCGCGUAGCGUCCUUGGAGUGGAAGGCGAGAGCGACGAGAAUGCUGAGGAGGACAAUAAGGAAAAGGAGAUCAAGGACAAGGAGAGGGUGAAAGAAGAUCUAAAGAAGCUGGAGGAAGAGCUAGCUAGUCUGAAGGUCGAUAACGAGGACAAGGCCGGAGAAGCAAGUGCCAACGGGAAGACGCAAGAAGAUCAGAAGGACGAUGAGGAUGACGAUGCGCCCACACCAACCCCCGGCACACCCAGGACUUCACCACCGACCACCCCACAGCUUGCCCCCCAAGGGCCGUCACAACUCCUCACUGCUCUCCUUGCGCGACUUCCUGAUGCGACCAAUCGCACACUGAUUGAUCAAGCUGCUGUCGACUUCGCUUUCCUGAACUCGAAAGCUGCAAGAAAGCGACUCGUAAAAUUCAUGAGUCAGGUCCCAAAGGGCCGGACUGACCUACUACCCCAUUACUCCAGAUUCAUCGCCAUUCUAAACAAGUACAUGCCUGAUAUUGGCUCAGAUGUCGUCGCUGUUCUGGACGAGGAAUUUCGAUACCUACAACGUAAGAAGAAAGUCGUAAUUGAGUUCGCUGAAGUCCGAUUGAAGAACAUCACGUUUCUGUCCAACCUCACCAAAUUCCUUGUCGUCCCUCCUCACCUCAUCUUGCAUAUGUUCAAGGUAUGCUUGGACGACUUCUCUGGCACAAACGUCGACAACGUCGCCUUACUGCUGGAAGGAUGCGGUCGGUUCCUGCUCAGGAGUGAGGAGACCAGGGAGCCGUUCAGUAAGAUGCUCGAGUUGAUGCGUAGGAAGCAAAGUUUGCAGCAUUUCGAUCAGCGACAGCAGUUGGUGUUGGAGAACGCAUACUAUCAGGUCAAUCCCCCAGAGCGUCCCGCAAGGGUCGAGAAAGAACGCACCCCCAUGGAGUUGUUCAUUCGCCAUCUGAUAUAUGAUGUUUUGACGAAGAAAACGAUCGACAAAGUGUUAAAGCUCAUCCGCAAAUUGGAUUGGAACGACGAGACCAUCAUGCGCAUCCUUCACAAGGUGUUCACCAAGCCGUGGAAAGUAAAGUUUGGCAACGUCGCCCUGUUAGCGAUGCUCACGUACGAUCUGCAACGAUAUCAUCCUGCGUUCGCGAUUGCUGUCGUGGAUCAGGUACUCGAGGAUAUCAGGAGGGGGCUGGAGCAGAACGCCUACAGCAUAAACCAGCGCCGCGUGGCCACAGUCAAAUAUCUUGGCGAACUGUAUAUUUAUCGUCUUGUCAGUUCUAGCAUCAUAUUUGACACGCUCUGGACGUUGGUGACUUUCGGACAUCCCGAGGGACGACCUCUGCCAGGGCAGCCGUGCUCAAUCGACAUGCCUGACGAUUUCUUCCGCGUUCGUCUCGUCUGCGUCAUCCUCGACACGUGCGGUAUGUGCUUUGACCGAGGAACACAGCAGAAGAAGCUAGAUACCUUCUUGACUUUCUUCCAACUUUACAUUCUGUGCAAAGCACCGCUUCCCAUGGAUGUAGAGUUCAUGCUUUCUGACUCCCUCGAGGCUGUUAGGCCUAAGAUGUCAACGUUCAAGACGUUUGAGGAGGCUGCAGCGGCCGUGGAUGACUUGUUUAAUCCAGUCUUCCAAAGUGUCGGAGUCACGUCAGGCGAGGACAGUGGUGAUGAGAGCGGCGACGAGGAAGAUCAGGAAGAGGGAAAGAGGGGCGAGGCCGAGGAUGAAGAUGAAGACGAGCAAGGGCACCCGGAGUCUCCGAUCGACGAACGCGCGCCAUCGCCAGAGGCCGUGGUGUUCAAGUCCGGGCAAGAGAGUUUUGGGCCUUCUGAAGAGGACGAGGCUGAAUUUGCCAAGGAGCUCGCAAAGAUGGUUACCGAUACCUCUGCUGAGUCUAGGAAAGUUGACAAGAAGACUGCCUUGGCGCUAUGGGAGUCGACGGUUCCACCACCCGUUCUACGAAAGAAGCGGAACGAUGACACCGAAGAUGACGCCGAUGCCGCUGCCGGAGCCGGGGCUGGGGAGCACGAUGUGAUGAAUUUUACAUUGUUCACCAAGAGAGGAAACAAGCCUCAGACGCGCCAAAUCGCAAUACCUGCUGAAUCGGCGCUGGCAGUUCAAACACGUACUGCACAGAUGCAAGAUAAGGUCGAACAGCAACACCUGAAGAAGCUUGUCCUUGACUAUGAACAACGUGAAGAAGCAGAGGAAUGGAAAGCUCUCGAGACUCGUAACAGGAACGGCGCGAUCAAGAUACGCUAUGUUGGCUAGUAACGACUGCGCUUUACACCCCUGACUCGCCUCGCCGUGGCUUCUGGUUGGCUGCAACGCUCGACUUCGCCAUGGGUCUUCCGUGUGACACCAAUCUAGCGCACGGAAACGCUCGCCAGGCGAAUGCUAUACCAUAUCUUGCUUGGUGAUUGAGUUGGCUCCUUCUUGGCGUGGUGCAAUACGUCGCGACGUGUGCAUUCGCUCUUGCGGCUGGCUGGCAAAGCACGUGCGGCAGAUGCACAACGCGUCCUGCAGCGGGGUCGUAGCAUGGCAAUACUGUUCGAUGUAGGGUGUUGCGUGAAGGAGGACUAGCAGACUUUAGAACGUUUGACAUGUACUACAUCAGUUUUUGCCAAUGAUUGUUUUCUCAGAUA